Messenger RNA from Cuscuta epithymum, 2531 nucleotides. Lineage: Eukaryota; Viridiplantae; Streptophyta; Magnoliopsida; Solanales; Convolvulaceae. The record is from the annotation of a GenBank genome assembly.
GUUUGUUUUUCAAAAAAACUGGUUUCCUGUCUCGGAGCCAACCAAUGUAAUAGUUCAUGUUAACCGGACUUAGCCUCACCUCAAAAGGCCACAAAUACCCCUAUUUUGUCAAUUUCAAUCCAUGUAUCUCUAACAACCGAGAGUUACAUUAAUAAAUAUGGCAGAUACAAGACAUGGAAGCCCGCGUGGGUGUCUCCUGCAAAUAUGAUCAGAAACGUACACAUCGCAUCCUUGGUAGGCCGACAGCCUGCUUCGUUGCCAACCCCUCAUGGUACAACACAAACAGCCCCACCCCACCCUUUCCAGCUUUAGCAUCUUUCUGUUUGCCGCUUUCAUUUUGUCCUCGGAACUCAACCAUAUUCCGAUGCUUCAAAGGUGACAAAUGUGUUUGUCAGCGCACCGCAUUAGUUCAGCCAAUUGGGGAAAACCAGGCCCUGCAUUCAAUUCCUCUUCUUCUCUUUUUCUUCUGUUUUUCACGUUUUUCUUUGCUGACCCUUUUUGCUCACACAAAGCAAUUCAUGUUUGGUUGCCAUUAUUCAACACCACGUUUACAGGUUGCCGGCCUACCCUUUUCUGAUUUCUUUUUUCCUCAGUUGCUUAUAUUGACCACCAACUAACAGUCUUAACAGCUCUUUUUCUUUAUAAGCUUGACCUUUCUCUCCUUUCCGCAGAUCCUACCUGUUUCCUGUCCUAUAAAUAAAACCCGCCAUCAAGAUUCUAGAUCCAAGGAAGGAGAAGUUUGGGAUUUGAAAUUUGGGAGGAAGAAAGAUUGAUUCUUUAAUAAGAAAAAGGCCUCUGAGAUGGAGAACUCCAAAUGGGCAGUGAUAUCACCAUUCAUCCCAUAUUUGAUCUCCUUUUUAGCUCUUGUCCUUCUUCAUGAACAGAUAUCUUACCUUAAGAAGAAGCGGUUUCUUCCCGGGCCGGCGUUGGUGUUCCCGUUCAUCGGAAGUGUGAUCACGCUGGUCACCAAUCCGACCAAGUUCUGGGAUGUCCAGUCGUCUCUUGCGAAGGCAAGUGGCCAUGGCAUUUCAGUGAAUUACAUCAUCGGCCGCUUCAUUCUUUACAUCCAUUCAACAGACCUCUCCCACAAGGUGUUCUCCAAUGUCCGGCCAGAUGCUUUCCACCUCAUUGGCCACCCAUUCGGGAAGAAGCUCUUCGGCGAGCAUAACUUAAUCUAUAUGUUCGGUCAGGAACACAAAGACCUCCGCCGCAGAAUCGCCCCCAACUUCACCCCCAAAGCGCUGGCAACCUACACGAGUAUUCAACAGAGGAUUAUUAUCAAACACCUGGCGUCCUGGCUGGAGAUGUCUUCCAAUGCGCCGUCCCAGCCGAUCCCACUCCGCAUUCUGUGCCGAGACAUGAACCUGGAAACUUCCCAGACUGUUUUCGCAGGGAUGUAUUUAAGCGGGGAGGCGCGGCGGAGGUUCAAUGUGGACUACAACUACUUCAAUGUCGGAUUGAUGAAACUUCCGAUCGACCUGCCGGGUUUCGCUUUCAGAAACGCGAGGCUGGCGGUGGACAGGCUGGUGGACACGCUUUCGGUGUGCGCCGAGCAGAGUCAGAGGAAGAUGGAAAAGGGAGAAGAAGCUACUUGCCUCAUCGAUUUCUGGAUGCAAGACGCUAUAAGGGAAACCAAUGAGGCGAAGGAGAACGGCGGCGAUGUGGGUCUCGGCUAUAGCCACCGGGAGAUCGGCGGGCAUCUAUUCGACUUCCUCUUCGCCGCUCAAGACGCUUCCACUUCGGCCCUGGUGUGGGCGGUGGCGCUCUUGGAAUCUCAUCCGGAUGUUCUCGAGAGAGUCAGAACAGAAGUGAAGAGAUAUUGGUCGCCGGAAUCGGAUCAGCCAAUCGGCGCGGAGCAGCUCAGGGAAAUGAGGUACGUGGAGGCGGUGGCGCGUGAGAUUAUUCGGUUCAGAACUCCGGCGACAUUGGUGCCGCAUAUCGCCGGAGACGAUUACCGGUUGACGGAGAAUUAUGUUAUUCCCAAGGGAACCAUUGUAUUCCCGUCGGUAUUUGAUUCGUCGUUUCAGGGGUUUCCAGAACCGGAAAAAUUCGACCCGGACCGGUUUAUGGACGAAAGGCAAGAGGACCGGGUUUAUAGGAGGAACUUUCUGGCAUUUGGGGCUGGCCCCCACCAGUGUGUGGGCCAAAAGUAUGCGAUCAACCAUCUGAUACUCUUCAUAGCAGUGUUUACGGCUACGAUUGAUUUCAAGCGUCACCGAACGGACGGCUGCGAUGAGAUUGCCUAUGUCCCCACCAUUGCUCCCAAGGACGACUGCGCAGUCUAUCUCUCCCUGAGAUGUCCCAAAUUUCCUUCCCUGUCUUGACACUUUAUGCCCUUGGCAAUCCAAUCCUUUAUUGAUCAACAUUUGACGAUCUUUAAACUUUUAAAUCUAUUCUGGAUUAUAGUUAUCGUUUUCAACGCUCCAUUUUUCUUUAAUUUAUGAGUGAUGGAUGAGUUGUGAUUGAUUAUACAUGUGAGGCUGUAACAAUGUUUUAAUCAAAAGGUUCUUUGGAAUGAAAACAAAUUCCUC